AAAUUAGGAGUGGACUAUUAGGCUAUUAUUAUUAUUAUAUUAUUUCUUGAUCUUUUCAGAAAAAAAACCCAGAGGAUGAGAUCCCGGUCGAAUCGGGCUGCUCGGGUCAAGAGAAAUUCGGACCUCAUUCCACUUUGCCAAGCUGCGGUCAACGUAGAGGCCAUCCAGCUAGCAUUGACAGUCAGUGGAGUGCUGGUGCAAGUUCCUCAGUUUCCAGAAACCGAACUGUACCAGUGGUUUGUUAAGGAAACCUGUUUGGAAAAUAUUUCGUCUGUCCUGGAAGGAGUCAGCUGCAACAGGACCAGUCGGAGUGAGAAGGCCAUCGUGAUGAAUCUGGAUGCCCUAGCGGGUGGCUCACCCCUCUUCGAAGGCCUUAUCGUGGUGGAGAGCUGUUCGGCUUUCGUUUCUGCAACAGCGGCAGUGGCAGGGGCAGAGGCGGCACGAGUGGUAGAUGAAAGUCCUUCCGAAGAGACGCCCGCCGAACCACCAGCAGAGACACCCGAACCACCAGCAGAGACACCCUCCCCACCACCGGCAGAAAUGCCAACUGAAGGCCCUUCGGAAGAGCCGACACCCACUUAAGCACUAACUCCUCCAGGACCCGUUUCACAAAGCCUUUUUUCAAUGACAAAUGACAAAAAUCAGUGACAAAUCUGCUGAUA
Messenger RNA from Strongylocentrotus purpuratus (purple sea urchin), 662 nucleotides. RefSeq lists its product as uncharacterized. NCBI's taxonomy places the organism in Eukaryota, Metazoa, Echinodermata, Echinoidea, Camarodonta, Strongylocentrotidae. The transcript has 2 exons. The coding region runs from base 76 to 582 and encodes 168 amino acids. The record is from RefSeq and is a predicted model, not a curated record.